AUUUGAAGGCGAAUUAGCCUGCUGGCUAAUUGGACCCCCACGUAACGUUACGCGGUGGUUGCAGCUCCUCUGUUUGGUUUUGCAUGAGCCCACUCGAACACAUGAUGCUAAAUUGCGAUUUAUACAUAUUUUGGGACAUCGUAACAAUCGAUACUUGUGGUAGUAACAGCAUGUUGUGUUGUGUCGUUUGUAUUAUAAGGCGAGAGAAGGAAAACUGCUCCAGCGUAAAAACUGUUCAAAUUUGCAGUACACAAAAUCAGGUUUCAUGGAUUACAAUUUGCAAUUUGAAAAAAAUGCUUAAAAUUCCCGUACUCUGCAUUGCCUAGAUACCACAAGAUAGCAUCAAACAACAUCAUAGCAUUAGAUAUCGCAAGAUAGCAUCAAAACCCCAGAUACAAAUAGGUUCAAGUUAGUGUGGUGUGUUUAUGUUUUAAUCUAGUGAUUCAUAAACAUAACUUUUACACUACAUUUUACAUUUACGUGUUUGACUGUUUCUCCCAUUCAGUAACUUGCUGAAAGGUGACGGACGAUCACUCUCCUUAUUUCACCCCCCCAUAUUACAGAAACAGCGACAUAACUGAAGUUUGCUUGUAAUUAGGGCUGAACGAUUUAGAGAAAUAAUGCAAUCCCCGCUCAGGUUCAAGUAUGUUUUUUGAAAGGUUCUCUUUCUAUGAAAUUUCCAACAACUUUUUAACUUAUGAAACACUUCAGUCUUUUGAGAGUUCACUACUUAAUGAAAUUUUGGGCUCACAAAACAAAACAACUAAGCCACAGCACUCAUGAAUCAAGCUUCUGUUCAGACCCUUCCCUGCGGCAAUGGAGGAAUCGGUGACCACGUUUGAGACGCAUUUGACGGCGGUCAUGGACGGCCUCAUCCGGGCGUCCGUAUGCGAGAUCACCAAACUGUUCCAGGAGACGGUGGCAGACUACCUGGUGGAGCUUUCCCUGAACCGAAAGGAAAACGACGCUCUCAAGCUGCGCCUGAGGCUCACCGAGAACAAGUUGAGGACGGAACGCAUGUACGGCGCCGGCUGGGCUGCAAGCCGCCGCAACGCCGGACCCGUGGUCGCGGAAGAAGGACGGCACAAGCGGAAAGUCGAGAAGGAACCAGGCAAGUCAAAGAAGGGCCCUGCAGCAGCCUAUCGUAGAGGCUGGUCUGGAGGCAUGUGGGAGGAAGGCGGAGGGGGCGCUAUCGCUGGAGGAGGUGCAGCAGCAGGAGCGGUGGUGGCAGCAGGACAAGGAGAAAAAGAUUCCAAGCAGAUGUACCUUGUCCAGCUCCCCAGGGGUGACGAGGAUGAGGAAGGCAUGGUGCGGGAUGAGGAAGAGAAAGGCAGUCUCGGCUGUGAGGGGGAGGAGAUGACCAGCAUAAAAGAGGAGUUUACCCAGAACGAGGGAUAUCAGCCAGCUUCUCUCAGGAUGAUCAAGGAGGCUCUGAAGAUGGAUCGGCCAAACCACAACUUCCGGGAUAUUUCCAGAGCUCAAAGUGAAGAUUAUCCCUUGAGCCUCACAUCUGCCAAGAAAGAGGACAAUGACUGGGACAUGGGCACGGUGGAGCCAUCGGAGGGCGGUAUGACUGUGGACGAGCUGAGGGGCCUGGAGUCUGCACUGAGGGCCGAGCGAGGUCGCGAGCAGGCCGCUAUGACGGCCUCCCAGCCCGCAGGCCCCACGUCGGAGGUGGCGUUAGGGACCAAGCUCGGCUUGCCUGCCAAGUACAUCGGACUGGACGGCAUGGAGCAGGACGGAGAUGCGGCGCCACAGCCGCCCACGCUGCAGCGAGAGGACCAGUUAGGCAGAGGCCGGGCGAAGGACCGCGUGAAGGGCCACACGAGGCCAGGGUCGCUCGGGUCAGGCAGAGUCAGGAAGAUGCGAGAAAGCGAUUUGGCACUGAACGGAGAGGAUGGAGCGGAGCAAGGGGAAUCUGAGCGCCUGCAGCCGUCUGCAGCAGGAAGCGCGGGCGAGAGCGGCGGCGAAGAGGACGCCGCCCCCGACCUGCUUCACUUCUGCCCUCAGUGUGGGGGCGGCUUCACUACAGAAGCUGAGAUGGAGGAGCACCCCUGCCCGCUAGGCGGCGCCCAUUUACAGAACAGUGUCGGUGAGGAGAACGUUUUCCCUUGUGCCCACUGUGGAAAUACAUUCAGCCACGCGUGGGCGCUCAAGAACCACGAGUGCGCCUGUGCUGCCGAGAGGCCUCACUGUUGCGAGAUCUGCGGUAAGCGCUUCACGCACUCUCGUUCCCUAGAGCGACAUCAUCUGGUGCACACGGGUGAGAGGCCGCACCAGUGCCCGUUGUGCGGGCGAAGCUUCAGCCGCCUCGGCAACCUGGAGCGCCACCAGAGGAUCCACACGGGCGAACGUCCUUACGGAUGCGAGGCGUGCGGCAAGCGCUUCAGUCGAGUGGAGUACUUAAAGAGACACCAGCUGAUUCACAACGGCGAGAAGGCUUCAAUGCAGUGCUCUGCCUGUGGCGUGAACUUUUGUGAUGUGGAGCAGCUGAAAAGCCAUCAGUGUUUUUGAAAAAGAGUUAUGUGGAAGAAGCAGCUGAAUGUGGUAGCAUUUAGUUGACUAACGUGUGUUUCUCAGUGGUUUGCGGUUCUUCAAGUCUGACGAGAACUUAAGCAGCUAUAAGCUAGUUAGCAAGCUAUCAUUUCAACCGAAGCUAUUCGUAUUUGUAUAAAGCCUGUACGUAUUUAUUAAAACAAAAUGUACAUUUAUUUGUUUGUAUUGACACUUGGAAGAGGUCAGUGUUUUUCUCCACUUUAGAGGAAUGGCUGUGUUUUGUACAUUUGUCUAUAGUCGGCAUUGAGAAAUAAACACUUCAGUCCGUCAGAACACA
Messenger RNA from Syngnathus typhle (broad-nosed pipefish), 2833 nucleotides. RefSeq names its product zinc finger protein 436. The transcript is spliced from 5 exons. The record is from RefSeq and is a predicted model, not a curated record. Gene Ontology annotation, molecular function: DNA-binding transcription factor activity; RNA polymerase II cis-regulatory region sequence-specific DNA binding. Gene Ontology annotation, biological process: regulation of transcription by RNA polymerase II. The coding region runs from base 817 to 2514 and encodes 565 amino acids. NCBI's taxonomy places the organism in Eukaryota, Metazoa, Chordata, Actinopteri, Syngnathiformes, Syngnathidae.